Trichogramma pretiosum is the source of this 522-nucleotide messenger RNA. Its product is annotated as ankyrin repeat domain-containing protein 50-like. The coding region runs from base 1 to 522 and encodes 173 amino acids. Gene Ontology annotation, molecular function: protein binding. The record is from RefSeq and is a predicted model, not a curated record. The transcript has a single exon. Lineage: Eukaryota; Metazoa; Arthropoda; Insecta; Hymenoptera; Trichogrammatidae.
AUGCGCUGCACUCUUUGCCCAAUCGCCGGAGCCACGACGAGCACGAGGAGUCGGCAGAGGAUGAUCGCGUUCGAGCACGAGCUGCCGAAUCGCCACCUGGGCAUGGCCUGCCUGAGCAGGGCCUGCCGACUCGGCCAGACCGAGGUGGCCAAGUUCCUGCUGCGAGACAGCGGCCUGUUCGAUCUGAAUCUGUACACGCGCGAGGACGGCGCGAGGCUGGUGCGUCUCGCUGCCGCCGCGGGCGACCUCGAGAUCGUCCGGGCGCUGGUGGCGCGCUGGCACGGCGUCGACGUGGUCGAUUACGGCCGCGACGAGGACGAGGGUCGCACGGCCCUCAUGUACGCGGCCGAGAACGGCGACAGGACGAUGCUGGACUACUUUCUUGCGCGCGGCGCGGCGAUCGACGCCGUCGACAAGGCCGGCAGGACGGCCCUCGCCAUAGCUGCCAGACACUGGAAAAAUAAGAAAUGCGCCAAGGUAAGGAGAUUUCUUUUUUUGUCUCGAAGUGCCCUCGUGGCUUAG